Messenger RNA from Impatiens glandulifera, 1911 nucleotides. Its product is annotated as lysM domain receptor-like kinase 4. Gene Ontology annotation, molecular function: ATP binding; protein kinase activity. Bases 1 to 1911 code for a protein of 636 amino acids. The transcript has a single exon. NCBI's taxonomy places the organism in Eukaryota, Viridiplantae, Streptophyta, Magnoliopsida, Ericales, Balsaminaceae. Gene Ontology annotation, biological process: protein phosphorylation. The record is from RefSeq and is a predicted model, not a curated record.
AUGGAUCGAAUUCUACUCGCUUUCCUCGUCUCUUUCGCGUUCUUCAUUUCCAUUCUCGAUGCACAACAAAAUUAUUCAGGAAUCUCGUCCAUGAAUUGUCACGCCAAGGAUGAAACCGGCCCAUCUCCCGCUUUUCUUUACUCAUGCAACGGGGAAAGUUCAUGUCAAACUUUUCUCAUGUUCAGAUCGCGGUCCCCAUACGAUUCGGUCAUGUCCAUCUCAAACCUGACUUCCUCGGACCCCUCACAGCUUUCGAAGAUCAACAACGUGUCGAUGGAUUCAGUUUUCGUUCGAGGUCAAGAGGUGAUUGUUCCGGUUAAUUGUUCGUGUAACGGUCAGUACUAUCAAGCCAAUACAUCAUAUGUUACUCCAACUAUUUAUGAGACAUAUUACACCAUUGCCAAAGAUACCUUUGAGGAACUGUCAACUUGCAGCAUCCUUAUGAAAGAAAACAUUUAUGGAGAAUUCGAAUUAGGCUAUGUAGGCCUACGAUUGAAUGUCCCACUUAGAUGUGCCUGUCCUACGAGGAAUCAAACGAUAAACGGUACAAAGUUUCUUUUUACUUAUUUGGUCGCUCCAGGCGACAACAUAACAUCAAUAAGUAGAAGAUUUAAUGUGACCCCUGUUUCUAUUGCUUAUUCCAACGGAUUCGUCGAUGUAGACAACGCGGUUCUUCAAUCUUCUACAACCAUUCUAAUCCCGUUGCGUGAGGAGCCAUUGAGUUCUCAAAUGAUUGUAAUUGAAGAAGACGUUGUUACUCUUUCCCCAGCUCCAAUUCUCGCACCUUCUAGCCAUAAAGUAAGGAAUAGACGAAGGGAUAUUUAUGUCGGAAUUGGGGUUGGGCUUCUAGCUUCUUGUCUCUUCUGCCUCACCCUGUAUACCUUCUUGCAUAGAAGAAGAACAAGAACAAUGACAACAAAGAUUUACAAUCAUAAGGGUAAUGCAAGAAACCAACCGUCAAAGGAUCUACUCAAUGGAAUUGCGACAGUCGAUCAAGUUCUUAAAGUAUUCACCUUUCGAGAGCUUGAAACCGGAACCCAAUCAUUCAAUCAGAUAAACCAAUUGAGCGAUUUGGUUUACCGCGGUUUCCUCAACGAGAGGAUGUUUGCGGUCAAGAAGAUGACCGCGGAUGUCUCUAAAGAAGUGAAAAUCCUUCACAAGUUCAACCAUUUCAAUCUGAUAACUCUGUUAGGCGUUUGCGAGCAUUUCGGCGUGUUCUACCUAGUAUACGAAUUCAUGGAGAUGGGUUCUUUAAGAAAUUGGCUUAACACAAAGGAAAACGAUUCCAAUUGCAAGCAACUAUGUAAUUGGAGCAAUAGGAUUCGAAUAGCGAUCGAUAUCGCGAGUGGGCUUCACUACAUUCACAACUUCACCGAACCAGCAUACGUCCAUAAGGACAUUAACAGCGGAAACAUCUUACUAAACCAGGACUUAAGAGCAAAGGUUGCCAAUUUCGGGCUGGCGAAAUCAGCCAAUCAGAACGGUUACUCUUCAAUGAGAUGUGUUCCUUGUGCAAAAGGGUAUUUGGCUCCUGAAUAUGCAGAGGCCGGCUUGGUGACUCCGAUGAUGGACGUGUAUGCGUUUGGAGUCGUUGUUUUGGAAUUGGUCACCGGAAAAGAUGCUGUUUUUAAGGAAAAUGGUAAAGAAAUACAGCUUUCGGAUUGGGUGAUUUGGAUUAUGGAUGGUGGAAAUGGAUCAAUUGUCGAGUUUAUUGAUAGGCGUCUUCAAGUGAGACACCCUCUUGGUUAUAUGAUUGAUCAGUCGGAGCCGGCUGGGAGAUUGUUGCGGUUGAGCUUGGCGUGCUUGGCGCAAGAACCGGAACAGAGGCCGACCAUGGCCGAAGUGGUUAAUGCUUUAAUGAUGAUUCAAAUAGAUGUGCAAAGAAUUGAGUGUUCAAUGUUUGUGCCUUAG